GACGAGAAUUAGAUAAACCUGCACAACUGAAGUAGCAACCUACAUAACCUUCGAAGUAAAUUGGUUUUAAGGAUAUUUAUGGUGAUCUAUGGAUAUUAUUACGAAACUAAACACUAGUUUGGAUCUUCUUCUACAAUGUUCAGGAGGAAUUGAUGGUAAAAUUAGCGUAAAUUUCUGUUAAACAUACCCUCGGCAGUUACCACGGAUUUGACAAUCCGAUUCACGAGGAGCCAUGAUGCUCUGAAGAGAAAUAAACAGUAGGCUUGCCUACUCUCAGACAUUUUAAAAAGGAUUACAUACUGUUUAUAUAAACUACAAUCAUGGCAUCUAAAACGGCGGAUCGGGUUGAUCCUUUCACGAGCAAAGUGUCGAUAAAAACUAAAAAACAAAAACGUUCACAGGGGUCGUCGCAUUACAGGACCAAAAAUACCCCUGAAUUACAGGCAUUGCCCCACUUAAAAGAUGCCAAUACCAGCUCCGACCAGUCAGAACUCUUCAUUAAGAAGUUGCAACAAUGCUGUGUUGUUUUCGACUUCAUGGAUCCGGUGUCCGACCUGAAGAGCAAAGAGGUGAAGAGGGCCUGUCUUAAUGAGUUGGUGGACUACAUCACGGCUACACGAAAUGUUCUGUCCGACCCUGUUUACCCGGAGAUUGUGCGCAUGAUUGCCUGUAAUAUAUUUCGGACAUUACCUCCAAAUGACAAUCCUGACUUCGACCCAGAGGAAGAUGACCCGACACUGGAGGCUUCUUGGCCGCACUUACAGAUUGUGUAUGAAUUCUUUCUGAGGUUUCUAGAAUCUCCCGACUUUCAGCCAAGUUUAGCCAAGAAAUAUAUAGACCAAAGAUUUGUGCUGCAGCUCCUGGAGUUGUUCGAUAGUGAGGACCCGCGGGAGAGAGAUUUUCUAAAGACUGUGUUACAUAGGAUUUAUGGAAAAUUUUUGGGUCUCCGAGCUUUCAUUAGAAAACAGAUAAAUAAUAUCUUUCUCAGGUUCAUAUAUGAGACCGAGUCAUUUAACGGAGUUGGGGAGCUGUUGGAAAUUCUGGGCAGCAUUAUCAAUGGAUUUGCCUUACCUCUAAAGACGGAGCACAGACAGUUUCUGAUCAAAGUGUUAAUACCUCUUCACAAGGCCAAGACACUCAAUCUCUACCAUGCACAGCUUGCUUACUGUGUCGUUCAAUUUUUGGAAAAGGAUGCUGCAUUGACUGAGGAGGUGAUAAAAGGAUUGUUGAAGUACUGGCCAAAGACCUGCAGCCAAAAGGAGGUGAUGUUCCUAGGGGAGAUAGAAGAGAUCCUUGAUGUGAUAGAACCUGCUCAGUUUACACGUAUUUUGGAUCCUUUGUUUCGACAAAUCUCAAAAUGUGUCUCAAGCCCUCACUUCCAGGUGGCAGAGAGGGCCUUGUACUACUGGAAUAAUGAAUACAUCAUGAGUCUGAUAGAGGAGAGCUCCAAAGCAAUCCUCCCCAUCAUGUUCCCAGCACUCUACAGGAUAUCCAAGGAGCACUGGAACCAGACCAUCGUAGCCCUCGUCUACAAUGUACUCAAAACCUUCAUGGAAAUGAAUACUAAAUUAUUUGAUGAAUUAACGGCAAAUUAUAAAGCUGAGAGACAGAAAGAGAAAAAGAAGGAGAAGGAUCGGGAAGAAUUGUGGAAAAAAUUAGAGAAGAUAGAAUUUGAAAGCAAACAGUUAAAGAAUAAGACAUAAAACAUUGCCAUAUUAGAAGCAGUUUUUGGCCAGCAAUGGGAAGGAAAUUUUCUGUGCUAUAAUCACUCAUACUGUAACACCAUUUUAACAUUAGCUGCAUGCUGCAACAGAUGGAGUUUGUCGUCGGACCACAAACUGUAGGGUGAACAUACUGCCUUUGGGAGGGCCCAGUCUGUCUGAUGUCCCUGUAAGGGCCCUGCCCGGCCCGGGCCCAGGGGAAUGCAUCUGGAUGUUGGCAUUUUAACACUUUUUCUUGCGCUCAUGUGUAGGAGACCUGAUCAUCACACCAGGUCUGUUGCUUCGUGAAUCUGGUGGUUUUUGUUUUCCAGGAAGAUAUGUCUGAUACUUUGUUUAUCUCCCCUGCCACUAACAGUUGUAACGCCCCUGUUCUCCUUCCCCCGGCCACUCUGCUUCAGUAGGGAUAGCUGACAAUGUAUAAUUAUAUCGGGGAUGUUAGUUGUUGAGCUGUGUACUGUCUGACGAGCCGCAGGAGUGGCUGAUGUGGCACACAUCUCAAGUGUGGCCUAGGCAACGGUGGCAUGUAAACCUUGGCAGCCAUUAAAGUGGUAUAAGUCUGGAUGGUCAUCUUGAGUGGUCAUCUACAGACAGUUGUGACAGCUUGCAAGACUAGGUGACCGAGAGAAAAAGCUUGGGUAGGCUACCCAAAUGUAGUGAUGGUAAACCAACACACUCAUAUCAAUGAUGUUGAUCCGAUAGACCUCUUCGAGCUUAAUUUAAUGAAAAUGUAGUUUUAAACAAACAAAAAAAAAAAUAUAUGGUUUAUCUUGGUUUUGUAACUUGUGUGAAAUAGACGAGUGAUGAAAAGCUGGUUCAUGUGAUAGAUUGAUUGUAGUGACUGUUUGACUUGUGAGUUUAAGAGAGAGCGUGUGUAUGUUUUUAUAUGUCUAGUAUAGCAACAAAUUGUUAUGUGUACCAGGGGAAUAUGUAUAUCCAGUAUUCCCUUCGACAGGUUAUGGGGACAUUGUGUGUUUGGUACAGCCCUUGCCUGGCAACCAGAUAACAUGGUAAAAUCUGUGUACUGGGUCAUACCCACACCCGGUAACGAGGAACAGUCUAUCUGGUACUCCCUGCAACAGGAAACAGUCUGUUUAUCUUGUACUCCCUGCAACAGGGAACAGUCAGCGGGGCAGUCUAUCUUGUACUCCCUGCACCAGGGAACAGUCUUUGUAUCUGGUACUCCCUGCACCAGGGAACAGUCUGUUUAUCUUGUACUCCCUGCAACAGGGAACAGUCAGCGGGGCAGUCUAUCUUGUACUCCCUGCACCAGGGAACAGUCAGUGGGACAGUCUAUCUUUAACUCCCUGCACCUGGGAAAAGUCUGUGUAUCUGGUACUCUCUGCACCAGGGAACAGUCAGUGGGACAGUCUAUCUUGUACUCCCUGCAC
Messenger RNA from Mizuhopecten yessoensis (Yesso scallop), 3109 nucleotides. RefSeq names its product serine/threonine-protein phosphatase 2A 56 kDa regulatory subunit alpha isoform-like. The transcript is spliced from 12 exons. The record is from RefSeq and is a predicted model, not a curated record. Gene Ontology annotation, cellular component: protein phosphatase type 2A complex; nucleus; cytosol. Gene Ontology annotation, molecular function: protein phosphatase activator activity. Lineage: Eukaryota; Metazoa; Mollusca; Bivalvia; Pectinida; Pectinidae. Bases 321 to 1703 code for a protein of 460 amino acids. Gene Ontology annotation, biological process: protein dephosphorylation; signal transduction.